GGGGCUGGCUCGUCGCCGCGGGUGCCCCGAUGUGGGUGUGGCAGGAGCUCGGGUACGACCACAUCGCGCAGCUGCCCGGGGGCGCGCUCGGCGCACUCGGCUGCCGGUGCCAAGAGGCGCCCUCCGACGAGUUCCUUUUCGGCCAGGACUGGGCGGAGCUGUCGCGCGACAGCCUGGCGGAGCCGUCGCUGUGGCCUCCUCCUGCCAGUCAGGAGGCCCUGCUGGACGAGCGGGGCGAGCUGUUGCGGCUCCAGGCUCCCGAAACCACGGCGCGCAUCACGAAGGCCUGCUCCGCCACCGGCGCAUGGAGACUCACCAAGCACAACGACCUGCGCCUGUGCGUGCCGGGCGCGGUCGAGCUGGAGCAGCCCCCCGCGCCAGCGGUAGAGCUCAUCUCCGGCGACGCCUCGGGCCCUGGCGGGGCGCUGGCACCGGCGAAGGCGCCGUCGCUGCUCGAGGCGCUCGACAGGCUCUCUCAGCAAGGCGGCGGCGAGUUCUGGUACCGUGCGCCGCAGGUCGUCUGCAACCUCCGCGGCGACAUCGCAGACGAGUGCUGCACCAGGCAGGCACCCCCCGAGUGGCCGCUGUGCGUGGUGGGCGCGCGGAUUGGGGCGGCUAUGAGGCUCGUGGUCACCCCCGCGCCGGAGCAGCCCGACGGCCCGCCCCGGAGCCGCAUGAGCCGCUCGGGGACCGUCAAGCUGUCCCGCCAGACGACGGGGAACCUGGCCAGGGACACGAGCGGCAAGCUGUCCCGGGAGACGACGCAGCCGCUGCCGCCACCGGCGGCGGAAAGCUCUCCCCUGCGGCUGCUCCCCACGGCGCCGGGCAGCCCGCCAGCGGGGGCGAAGAGGGCCGUGGAAAUCCACUGCAAGGGCUUCAAGCUGUCCCUGCAGCAGCACGGGGGCCCGCCACUGAACGUCUCCAAGCUGCACGAGCGCGACAGGCAGGGCGUGGCGGAGGAGCUCCACCGCUGGGCCGUGAAGUCGGUGGCCUCGCACCCGCAGACGUGGCGGACGCUCAACGUGAUCUCGCGGGAGGGCGCCGUCGCCGAGGAUCUGCAGGCCUGGCCCGGCCGGGGCUCCGUCACCGUGCGCGACAUGACGCCCUCCGGCGGCCCGGCGGGUGCCGGCGGCGCCGGGGCGGCCUUCCGGGGUGGCCGGCAGCUGGGGGACAUGGUGCUGGCCGCCUCCUGCGAGAUGGAGGCGUCUGGCAGCGGCGAAGCGUCCCGGCUCGCCUCCAGCAGAGGGCCACAGGUGAGCAUCGAGCCCUUCGAGCUGAGCUACGGCAACGCCCACGUGAACUCCAUGCGCCGCAUGCUGGAGGACGAGAUCGGCACGGUGCUCGGCGUGCCCAGCCUGAUGGUGAAGUGCGGCGAGUUCUCCUCCAGCGGGGCCCGCGGCAGGCCGAAGAAGCGGCACCUGCCCCGGGAGGUCGUGACGCUGGAGGUGGCGCUGCUGUGCUCCGAGCUCGCCGACGUCUCCCGGGGCGGGCCGGCGCUGCCGCCGGUGGUGGCCACGCCGCUGGCGGGGGCGUCGCUGAUGCCGAGGUCGCCGAGCGAGGCCGAGCUGAAGAAGACGAAGCCAUCGCCGACGAGAGCAGCACGAGGGAGCCGCAAGGCAGAGAUGCAGAGCAUGGACCAUCGUUUGAGGCAGACCAUCAUGCACACCGAGGCAGCGCACGAAGCGCUGAUGAGCAGGAGAAAGGGCAAGGAUGCCGACGGCGCCCCGGGCAGGGCGGGCGGCCUGUCCAAGUCGGCCUCGGAGCCGGGCCUGGGGCUGUCGCGCAGCGGGCUGCAGGCGAGCCUGGUCCGGAGCAUCGCCACGAAGAACAAGGACAUGUCGCCCGACCAGCUGGUGAAGCUCCUCGUCAGCACGCUGCAGGAGAGCCAGCACCCGCUGAGGACUCAUCCCGACGUCUUCCCGAUGCUCGCGAGGACCCCGUGGCACGGCGUGCACCCCGGCCUGGUCAUCGUGGCCAGCUGGGACGUCGUCAGGGAUGCCAAGUCCACCAGGGCUUCUACUCCUCUGGUGAGCCCGGACCACCUCAGCGACCUGCUGGAGCAGGCAAGAAGAAGCCCGAGCAGCAAGAUGAACGACGCGGACGAGGUCGAUACCGACGCCAUCUCCAAGCUCUCGACUAGGCGGUUGGACAUCCUUGACGUGUACGCGGGCAAGGACGGCGACGCGGAGAUGAAGAGGCAGCAGCUGAUCGGAGCCUCGGAGAAGGAACUCCUGGACCUGAUGGAGGCCGCGUACCCCAAUCACAAGACCCUGAAGGUGGUCCUGUCGACGAUCGGCGAGCGGGCGUCCGCGGACCAGAGCUGCUGCCUCCGGCUGAGGAGCCACCGGGCGAUCGAAAGGGUCACCUACACGAUGGUGCGGUUCAACUCGGACUACGCGAUCGUGAGCCGCUGCUUCGACAUCGUCGAGUCGCUCCUGGUGCGAGACCUGGGCAGCGUUGACAUCGCCCUCGAGAGGGGCGUGGUCCCCGAGUUCAUCACCGCCAUAAACACGUUCCGCCGGGACAACUACAUGCAGCGCUCGGGGUGCCGCAUCCUGCGCAGGCUGUACACGAGGGCACGGGAGACUGCGCUGCACGGGCCGCGCAUCGUGCUGCUGGGCAAGAGCCUGCACGAGGGGCACACGUUCCGGGGCCUCGAGAGCGUCUUCACGGCGAUGCACACGUUCGAGGACGACGCGGUGAUACAGCUGGAGUCCCUGAGUCUGCUCGCGCAGCUCGGGGAGCUCCUGUACAACAACGGCAUGGCGGAGAGAACGUUCAAGAGCAUCGAGGUGGUCAUGCGACGGCACUCCCAGCGCGCCGACAUCAUGUCGGAGGGAGUGCUGAUCAUAUCGCGCCUCGGGGAGAGCUUCCUCAAGGUCGAGAAGCGCGGGAUCCAGACCCUCGCGAUGGCCAUGGCCCGGCACAGGUCCAACCGCAGGAUGCAGCGGGUCGGAACACGGGCGCUCUUCAACCUCUCCAAGAACGAGGACACCCUCGAACUCUGCCGCUCGGGCGGCGCCAUCGGCGCGGUGCUGGGGGCCAUGUGCGCCCACAGCCGGGACACCCAGACGACGCAGAUGGGCACGCGGGUGCUCGAGAAGCUGGCGCCGCGCGCCCUCUCCAGGGUCUUCCGCGCCUGCGGCGACGUGGCGUCCGUGCUGCCGCCCGUCUCGUGGAGCGAGGACCCGCUGGUGGCCAGCGUGCCGGCGAGCUUCGACCUCGGGGCCGCGGACGAGGGCGCCUGGUCCGCGGAGCUGCUCGAGACCUUCCGCUUCGAGGUGGCCGGCACCCGGGGCAAGCGCGAGAGCACGGGCAGCAGCGGCGCCGAGCCGGCGCAGGGCGACGCCUCGCUGCGCCAGGGCCUGGCCUCCGCGGCGGUGUACCACCGCGUGGGCCUGGCGGAGGACCUGGACUGCACGGACGUGCUCUGGGCCGUGCCCGGGCUGCCGGCGGCCCGCGACGGCGACGGGCCGCCGCGCAAGGACAUCCUCAAGCGGGACAUGUCCGCCCUCCGGGCCUCGGGCUGCGACGAGCGCGUGCUGCUCGCGGAGGGCCCCACGGAGGAGCAGCUCCGCGAGCUCUGCGCCGCGCUGCGGGCCGGCCGCGACGACGGCACGCUGGGCCCGCAGGACGCCGAGUUCGUCGCGGGCCUGCUGGGCCACUUCGCCUGGCACUCCCCGGAGCUCGCCAAGAAGGUCGUGGAGUUUGGGGGCGCAGCGGCCUUCGCGGCCUGGAUCCGCAUGCCCGACUACGUCCGGCAGGGCCACAACCCGGAGGACGACCACCUCGUCUUCCCGAUGUUCCGCGCGUGCCUGACCGGGCUCUCCUGCGUGUGCCGACAGGGCGCGGCCAACGCCAUGGAGGUCCUCAAGCUGGACGGGGUGGUGGACACGGCCCUCGAAUUCGCGGACCAUCUGGAGAGGGACGUCCGGCGGUCUGCGCUGCGGGUCCUCGCGCGCCUGCUGCCGUACGGGGCAGUCUCCUUCGACAAGGUCUGGAGGCUCGUCUUCAAGCACAUCCGGGGCAAGGACAGCGACGAGUCGGUGCGCGCCGCCGCAGGGGCCUGCGCGCUCCAGGCCGUCACGUACGGCUGGGACAGCGAGGCACCCGAUCUGGAGGAGUUCGCGGAGGCCGUGGAGUACGGCCUCGACCAGGCGCUGACGGGGGAGGCCCCUGCGGCACUGCCGCUCCUGCUCACGGUGGAGCACGUCGUGCUGAAGGACAGCGAGGCCUCGGAGCAGCUGAUCAGGGACCUGUGGAUCCCCGACCAAGAGGGAGGCGGAAGCAGGAUCAUCGUCCAGCUCGCCGCCUGGCUGUCCCGCGGCUCGGCGCCGCGGGCCUCGCCGGCGGACAAGGCCUGCGGCACCAUCGCCGCCGCCGCCAUCGAGAAGCUGGCGGGCAAGGGGGCGCUGGUGCGCCGAGAGGACCUCGAGGUGCUGCUGCUUAACGCCUCCGCCAGCGAGGUGCCGCCGCCGCUGCGCACGGCAUGCUGCAGCGCCAUCACCCAGGCCGUGUCCAUGGAGACGGACUCGGAGAUGCUGGCGCAGGUGAUCGCGUGCUUCGUGGAGGAGACUCUGCCGCAGGGCAGGCGCGUGCACCAGCUCGGCUUCGACGGGCUCGGGGCGCUGGCUCUCCGGGUGCUGCGGCUGCUGAAGGAGCGGGACGAGGAGCUGCCGGCGCCGGACACGCUGCUGCAGGCGCUGCGGCGCGCGGAGCCGCACCUGGAGGGCGUCCCGGAGGCCGCUGCCCUACUGGUGCCGCUGCGUGAGGCGAGGGCCCUGGUCGCCGACCACUGCGGGGAGCCCGACGACGACCUCCGCUUCCCCGGCGGCGCCCCCGACGACCGCCCCGCCGCGGAGGCCUUGGGCGACAGGGGCAAGCGCUCGUCGAGCACGCUGCCACCACUGAAGGGCAGGUAG
Messenger RNA from Prorocentrum cordatum, 4922 nucleotides. The record is from the annotation of a GenBank genome assembly. Lineage: Eukaryota; Dinophyceae; Prorocentrales; Prorocentraceae.